Molecule: messenger RNA, 1766 nt
Organism: Papaver somniferum (opium poppy)
Lineage: Eukaryota; Viridiplantae; Streptophyta; Magnoliopsida; Ranunculales; Papaveraceae
Product: protein STRUBBELIG-RECEPTOR FAMILY 2-like
Exons: 12
Coding region: 359-1369 (336 amino acids)
Molecular function (GO): protein binding
Source: RefSeq, a predicted model, not a curated record
AAAGACCUACCGAAGAUGCCUGUGUUUCCUUUGAAGUAGAAAUUUGGCGUUUAUGAAAUAUAUAUGUAUUUUAUCAUUGUUUUCAUCUUUGAAAGUUAAAGACCUACGGGAUGUAUCCAUUCUUGUUAUGUUAAUGAAAUCAAGAUGUUUCCUUGAAAAAGAAAGAAAUUUGGCGUUUAAAUACAAAGUUUCAUCGGGUUAAGGAAUGAGUGAUUUUUUUAGUCUAGCUUUCUUAUGUUAGUUUGGUUAGUUUCCUGCAUUAAGUUUGUGCUAUUUUGGUUUACAAGCCAAACUAUAUAAACCAAGUUCAGAAAUUUGAGAACCAAACAAAUCAACUGCAAGGCAGGUUCUGGUAAUAAUGGCUAAAUUAUAUUUGAGGAUUUCAAUUAUCAUGUAUCUCAGCUCGGCAGUUCUGUUUCUUCAAGCUUUUGCACUGACAGAUCCUUCGGAUGUCGCAGUUCUUCAAGAUCUGUAUAUGUCACUGAAACAACCACCACAGUUGGUUGGAUGGAAUUUAAGUGGUGGGGAUCCCUGUGAGGAGGCAUGGAAAGGCAUAUCGUGCUCCGGAUCAUCGGUUAUUAUCAUUAAACUUAAUGGACUCGAGCUAACUGGAAGUCUGGGUGGCAAUCUCUCCGACCUUUUGCAAUUGAAGCAGCUGGAUUUUAGUCACAAUUACAUAGAGGGAGAAGUACCUAUGUCUUUACCCCCUAAUGCAACACAUAUAGACUUAUCAUGUAACAAUUUCAAGAAUACUAAUUUGUCGCUUGAAUCUAUGAAGUAUCUGGAGCAUCUGAACCUAAGUCAUAAUUCCAUAUCGGGACCAUUAGGCAAUACGUUUACAGGUUUUCCGAACCUAAAACAAAUGGAUCUGUCGCAUAAUAAAUUCACCGGUAAUCUACCAAGCACAUUUGAAAGUUUGACAAAUCUUAAAUCACUGUUUCUACAAAAUAACGAGUUCAAUGGAUCAGUAAGUGUUCUUGUUCCUCUUGCUCUCCAUGAACUGGACUUCCGUACAAACCGUUUCAAUGCUCGGCCAGGGGACUUGUCUCUAUUACCACAGCCACAGAUGACUGAUUCCGAGAUUGCUGAGUUCAAUUAUAUGUUUGAUCUCAAGGAACGAGAACGCAGAUUUAAAGGAAGACACAGCAUCUGCCCAGUACUUCCAAUCCCCAGGAGUGAAUAUGAAAGAAUGUGGCCGGAGGGGAUGAAGUUUGCAAAUGCAAAAGAGGCAAUACAGUUUGAAAUGGAUAGAGCAAGAGCUAGAGAAAUAGAUGCAGCAAGAGCUAGAGAUAUAGAUGCAGCAAGAGCUAGAUCCCGAACAGGCCGAAGCCAAGGCCCUUCUGGAAACGGUUUUGUGUGCCGAAGAUAAGGGAGUUGCGGCUUUACACGUUGAAGGAGAUUGUCAAAAUGUUAUCAAUGCUGUGAAUGGCACCUUGGAAGCGAUUUCAACUAGAAACUUUUAAUAAUUGGAAAUGCCCUUUUGUGAAAAGAGAUGUAAAACACGUGGUGCCUUGGCUAAACAUGGUAUUUUAAGUCUUCAAACUGUCUUCUAAUUUCCUUGCUUGGAUAUCUGAAUGUAAUCUCCACCUUUAUUAGACCUAGUAGGCAAAGCGGGAGAAACCAGAUAGCCAGCAGGACUGUUGUAGGCAACUCCUCCAUUGGUUGUGUUUCCCAUGCUUAGCUGAAGUUUCCCACUCAUAUACUGCAUAAUCAUACCUUUUGCAGAAGAAUCAACAUAUUCAAUUCUACUCCAUCUUUUCUUUUCA